GGGCCCGGGGGCGGGGCCUCCCGCAGGUGCAGCGAGCGGCUCAGGUUUCACUGAAACUUACCGGCCCGGGGAGGAGCGGAGCGCAGAGGCUCCGGGUACCGGCAGGUGAGAGGCGGCUUUUUCUUCCAGCGGCGAGUGGAGGUCUGAGUUUGGAAUCCGUGGUGGCGAGUUCCCGUCCGCCCGGCGCCGGGCCUGCCCGAAGGAUGCGGAGCCGGAGCGCAGCGUGGCUGCUGGGGGGCACCCUCCUGCUGGCGGCCUCUGCCUCCUGCAAUUACACCAGCCGAGGAGUCAAUAAACCCUCUAAAGGAAGAAGUAUAAUUGGUAGAGUCGAUGACUCAUCUCGAAUCUCUGGGACAGGCGUUCCAGUGGAGCCAGGCCUUUCUGUGGAUGAGAUUUCUGCCUCCCUCCUGACUGGAAAGCUGACUACUGUCUUUCUUCCGAUCGUCUACACGGUUGUAUUUGUGGUUGGUUUGCCGAGUAAUGGCAUAGCCCUGUGGAUCUUCCUUUUCCGAACGAAGAAGAAGCACCCGGCAGUGGUUUACAUGGCCAACCUGGCCUUGGCAGACCUCCUCUCUAUCAUCUGGUUGCCCAUGAAGAUUGCCUAUCAUAUACACGGCAACAACUGGAUUUACGGGGAAUCUCUUUGCAAGGUACUCAUUGGUUUUUUCUAUGGCAACAUGUACUGCUCCAUUCUCUUCAUAACCUGCCUCAGCGUGCAGAGGUAUUGGGUGAUCGUGAAACCCAUGGGGCACACCAGGAAGAACGCAAACUUCGCCAUCGGCAUCUCCCUGGGAAUAUGGCUGCUGAUUCUGCUGGUGACCAUCCCCUUGUAUCUCGUGAAGCAGACCAGUUACAUCCCAGCCCUCAACAUCACAACCUGCCAUGAUGUCUUAUCGAAGGAGGUGUUGGUGGAGGACAUGUUCAGUUAUUUCCUCUCUCUGGCCAUCGGAGUCUUCCUGUUCCCAGCCAUCCUCAUGGCUUCUACCUAUGUGCUGAUGAUCAGAACACUGAAAUCUUCUGCCAUCGAUGAAAACUCAGGAAAGAGGAGGAAGAGAGCCAUCAAACUGAUUGUUACUGUCCUGGUCAUGUACCUGAUCUGCUUCACUCCUAGUAACAUUCUGCUCGUAGUGCACUAUUUCACGACUAAACACUGGGGCCAGAGCUACGUCUACGCCCCGUACAUCGUAGCCCUCUGUCUCGCCACCCUCAACAGCUGCAUCGACCCCUUUGUCUAUUACUUUGUUUCAGAAGACUUUAGGAAUCAUGCAAAGAACGCUCUUCUUUGUCGCAGUGUCCGUAAGGCAAAGCGGAUGCAAAUAUUCCGCACAUCAAAGAAGUCCUCCAGUAAAUCCAGCUCUUACUCUUCAAGUUCAACCACCAUUAAGACCUCCUAUUGAGUAUUCCAGCUCCGCGGAUGGAGGUUUUCCAGGAGGCUUUGGAGCUUGCUUACUGUUAUGGGGAUGUUUCUGUUGUUUCCGAACCAAGAGGGUCUUACCACCUACCACGUAUAUGCAGUACCUUUCAGGAUUGCUGGAAGCUUCCCUGUUUGCAUGAAGAAAAUCCACUAAGUUAACAUAAAUGCCAGUUUCAGAAUUUCUCUACUCAGAUGCUCCCAGAAUGGAACUUACAGAAGCAGACUUUAGAAGGUGGCUCCCCGCAAAACACACAGACACCAGACAGAAACCCAGUGACUUGCAAAAACUGGUUUUGGCAUAAAGACUAAGUUCUUAGUGGAAACUACAUUUCUUACACAUCUGGGGUCAACCACAGUCUUAUUAGGGCUUAAGAACCCUCAGGGGUGAUCUGUCCAAUUGAUUGAGUUGAUGGAGGAAGGAACUUUUAAAGAGGCAAAGGAGCUGCCCAGAGUCAGGCUUCUAACCAGUGGCGGCAAGUUAGGGUUGGGCAGCAGCAUUUGAAUGGUCAGUGGGGUUCUUGCACCACUUCAUCGAAGUCAGCAAGCUUUUUGUUUAAAAAGGCAGGCUCGUCAGACUCAGGAAUGAGAACUCAGAAUCUGGGAACAGGCCCCCAGGAACCUGUGUGCUGACAAGCUUCUGUGCAAAGCUUAGGCACGCCAGGUCUGAGACCCACUGGCCUGGCUGCUGCUGCUACUGGACAAAGGGUCCUGGUAGUUUUUAAAAAGACAAGCAGACAGAAUGCUUUGUGUCUGCUUGUAAUGAAACUGGUUUGUUGACUUACUGGAUCUUUCAAUUUCUUUAUUAGUCUUGAGCUUUUAUAUGUAUCAUUAUCAUUUCGAGGAAAAUGCAACAGGAUUUUAAACUUGAAAAUACAAAUGUUGUGUAACUUUUUACUGACUUCAGCGAAAUCUUCAGGUAGCCUGAGUUUCACAACAAGGAUCAGAAUUGACCACUUAGUAUUUUAAGAAAUUAUUGUUGGACUAUUUAUUGUCAGUUUUGGUCCUUUGUUAUCAAAUAUGAAAUUAUAAAGCCUUCGCCGGGUUUGAACCGCAUCUGUUUGGGGAAAAAAAACUAAAAUAGAUGUGAUUUGCAGUAAUAUAUCUAAGGGAUACUUGGCUCCAGACUGACUUUAUAUGACUUGUAUUUGUGACUUUUUGAAAUAAUUAUUUUAUUGUAUGAUAUAUAAAUGACUAUUUUUAAAAUAUAUUUUUAUUGAUUUCAGAAAGGAAGGGAGAGGGAGAGAGAGAUAGAAACAUCAAUGAUGAGAUAGAAUCAUUCUUCGGCUGCCUCCUGCCCGGCCCCUCCUGGGGAUCAAGCCCACAAACCCAGGCAUGUGCCCUUGACCAGAAUCUAAUCUGGGACCAUUAGGCCAGUGCUCUAGCCACUGAGCCAAAUCAGGGAGGGCUCACAUGACUAUUUUUUACAACUUCUUUCUGAAGUGUGUGUGUGUGUGUGUGUGUGUGUGUGUGUGUGUGUGUGUUGAGGGAAGGAAUGUAAAAGGGCAAGCAACAUCAUUCUACUAAGAAGAAAUUAUGCGAGGAUCACACCUUAUUUUUACAUAAAAAGGGCCAUACUGUACAUAUUGCUCUAAGGGAGUUGUUUUUCAUUUACUUACAGUUCAGAAUUCUUUCCAUGUCUGCACCCAUAGGUUGACCUUCAUUUUUAAAGGAUACAGACUAUUAAAUGUUUUGACUAUAUUGUGAUGUAUUUCUCUAUCUAUGGCUUCCAUGCCGCCCGCCCCCGCCCCCCCCCCCCCCCCCCAUUAAAAUGGUGCUGCAUUGAACAUCUGCAGAUGUUUUUGAUGUGUUCCUAGAAGUAGAAUGGCCAGGUAAAAAGUUAGACACCUAUCUAAAUUUUAAAUUUUGGUAACUCUUGCCAGAUUGCCUUCAGUAAAUUAUACUUCUACCAAAAAGUGCAUUUGUACCUGUUUCCUGAAAUGCUCAUUCACACUUGAUUCAUGAAUUUUUGGAAAUUUUACCAAUCUGUUUUGAAGCAGCACAGCCUCCUGGCUGAGAGUGCCAAUCCUGAGCUGCCAGGCAGGGCUGAAUUCUGACUCUAGCAUUUCUUUAUUUUUUUUGUUACCUUAGGGGAGAUACUUCUGUGUCUCAGUCUCCUCAUUUGUAAAGUGAGGAUAAUGUCUUUCUCACUGAAUUAUUAGGAUUGAACAUUUGGCACAUUUAUGUAGUCAUACACAUUAUGUAGCAUUAUUACUAUUAUUCCUCUGUCUGCUAACGAGAUCUCAUUUCCGGUCUGCCCCUUUUCACGUCAGUGCCAGUGGUAUCUGCCCGCCUUCUUGCUUUCUCUGCUUUGAGUCUCCUAGCAGGCUUGUGGGUUGUCUCCAUUUUACAGGUAAGAAAGCAAAAGAUGGUGGACACCGAAUACAAGGGAGCAGAAACAAUUGGCUCACAGGCCCUGCAGGUGCUCUAUAGAGGGAUUCCAUGGAAAAAAUGUUUGGUAUUUGCCAUUUAUUUAUUAGUCAUUUUCAUAACACAUGCUAAAAAACCCAACUGAACAAAAAUAUAUAGCUAAAACAUUUUCUUCUUUGCUACCCAUGCUCAUUCUCAUCUCGCAGCAUGUUAAUUUUUAUAAUUUGUUUGUACACAAUAUAUAUGUAUAUUAACCCUUCAAAUAAAAAUGAAUAUGUUACAAUAAGAA
Molecule: messenger RNA, 4070 nt
Organism: Myotis daubentonii (Daubenton's bat)
Lineage: Eukaryota; Metazoa; Chordata; Mammalia; Chiroptera; Vespertilionidae
Gene: F2RL1
Product: F2R like trypsin receptor 1
Biological process (GO): positive regulation of Rho protein signal transduction; phospholipase C-activating G protein-coupled receptor signaling pathway; thrombin-activated receptor signaling pathway
Cellular component (GO): plasma membrane
Molecular function (GO): thrombin-activated receptor activity
Source: RefSeq, a predicted model, not a curated record